AUGGCUGAUCCUUCUAAAAACCCUAUUGCUGAUUUGAGCGAAACUCAACAGCUGGAACUCUCAAAAUUCAUUGAAACCGAACAGCAAAAGGUGAAGUUGCAACAAGCAACAUCGGAAACCAGCUUGACAAAAGCGAGGAGCAAUGCUUGCAAAACUGUGUGGAAAGAUUUUUGGAUUGUAACUUUCACAUUAUUAAGAGAGUACUAUGGCGAUAUGGACGGAGAUGGUUAUUCACUGAUGAUUGUUUCGUUUGCCGAGCUAACCAGUCAGUCUUGA
Schizosaccharomyces cryophilus OY26 is the source of this 276-nucleotide messenger RNA. Its product is annotated as TIM22 inner membrane protein import complex subunit Tim8. Bases 1 to 276 code for a protein of 91 amino acids. NCBI's taxonomy places the organism in Eukaryota, Fungi, Ascomycota, Schizosaccharomycetes, Schizosaccharomycetales, Schizosaccharomycetaceae. The record is from RefSeq and is a predicted model, not a curated record. The transcript is spliced from 3 exons.